UGAAGACUCAACGCCUCGUACCAACUUCUAGGAUUUGCCGAGAUUUUUCUCCCCAUCUCGAACGCGCAUGUUUUGUUAUUAUCUUUGCUUGCGUUCGCCACUGGAUAAACAGCACGGUGUUCGCUCGUUGAGUUGGCGUAUGAUCGCAUUCAAGCAUCGCUUUUAUUUCGCAGGAUAUUCAUGUUUUUAAAGAUACAAAGGACGCGGUGGAUUCGCUGACGGAAAUCAGAAUUCUGGCGCUGGAUGAGGACGUCGAUGUGAUUUAAACCCGAGCCCCACGCGAACAUUUCUUUUCGCACUGUCAGUAAAAGAAGUGGCCUGACGGAUUUGUUUUAUUAGGUGGAUUUUAAAAAUCCAUCCCAUUUCAGAGUGGGAAAUUAGGACAAGUCGACCUACACCCCUCACAAAGGGGUUCCAGGCAGCCGAGCGUACGGCAUGUUGUUGCUCCGUAUGUUUUUGGCAAAACUGGCACAUGUUUGCGUGUAACCUAGAUAGAGAGGUGGCUUGAGAGAUUUUGUUUGGCUUUGCGUUCUUUAAUAUGGACAGUAUUCUUCUCAUUCGGUUAGCAUAUAAAGUUUUGAGUGAUUUUUAAAUCUCCAUUUUUCUCUAAAUCUCUAUUUCUAUAACAAACUUAACUGAUACAGUAGGCUAUUAGAUUUGGUUUUUCUCAAUUUAAUUAGGCUAAACUGUUCUCGUCUGAAGUUAAGUUUUUUUUCUCUCUCUCAUGACUUGGUGGCUUUUCUCGGUGCUGUGACAACUCCCACCGUGCGAUUGUUUUUUCCCGAUGGGUACAAGACCCAGCUGACGAUUCUUAAACCUUUGCACUGUUUGCCCAUCUUUGUAAACAUUCACAAGUAAAACACUCGUGAUUCCACGAUGGAGCUCUUCUCCAGGAAUGUGGCCGCGCUCUGGAUUAUCCUGCUGGAGUUCCUGCUCAGAUCAGUGGCUGAAGAAGAGGUCCUGAUGAAUACAAAGACAGAGACAUCAGAUCUGAAGUGGACAACAUACUCUCGCUCUAAACCUGAGUGGGAGGAGAUCAGCGGUCUAGAUGAGGAUAACAACAGCGUGAGGACCUAUCAGAUCUGCCAGGCUGACGCCUCGUCCAGUCACUGGCUGCGCAGUAAGCUCAUCGAGCGGCGAGGGGCAUCGCAGGUGUACGUGGAGCUGCUCUUCACCAUGAUCGAAUGCUCAUCGCGGAGCACACACCACCGAUCCUGCAAAGAGACCUUCAACCUUUACUACUACCAGAGCGACACGGAUGACGCCACAGCAACCCACCCAGCGUGGAUGGAGAACCCCUACACCAAGGUGGACACGGUAGCCGCGGACUUCCUGCUGCGUAAAGGUGGAGAGAAGAAGUUUAAUGUCAAAACUCUGCGUUUGGGCCCUUUGACCAAACGGGGAUUCUACUUGGCGUUCCAUGCCCAGGGUGCAUGCAUGGCCCUUCUAUCCGUGCGCGUCUUCUUUAAGAAGUGUCCGGCUCUCACACGCUCACUAUCCGUCUUCCCGGAGACAGUUCCACGCUCGCUGGUCCAGGAGGCAGUGGGCCAGUGUGUGGCCAACGCAGCACAGCCUGGACCCAAUCCCAGACCGCCCAAGAUGUUCUGUGGAGAAGAUGGACAGUGGGUGGACCAGCCCACCACCACCUGCACUUGCCUGCCGGGCUUCGAGGCCAGCCAUGGAGACCUGGAAUGUAGAGCAUGUCCUGUGGGUCAUUUUAAAAUGGAAUCUGGUCCUGGCCCUUGUUCUGUGUGUCCUGACUCCAGUCACACAGGAGAGAUGGGAUCUGCCUCCUGCGUGUGCCGCCCUGGUUUUUACCGUGCCCCUACCGACAAUUCAGAUACACCCUGCACACGUCCGCCCUCGUCCCCGCGCAACCCUGUUCCCCAGGUCAAUGACACAUCUCUCACGCUGGAAUGGAGCGAACCGUUAGACAGCGGGGGCCGUUCGGACCUCACUUACAGCGUGGAGUGUCGAAUAUGCUCGGCUCCUGGGGGCCCCUGCAUGCCAUGCGGGGACGGUGUGAAUUACCGCCCGUCCCAAACUGGGAUCCAGGGCCGGCGUGUGAGCAUUUGGGGUCUCCGACCUCACACCACCUACAGCUUUAGCGUGAUGGCCCUCAACGGGGUCUCUCCUCUGAGCCAGCAGGGCCCCGCGGGGGAGACCAUCAACAUCACCACCAGCCCCAACGUUCCUGUACUGGUGUCAGGUUUGAGGAAGGUCACAGCCACAGAAUCCAGUCUGACGCUGCACUGGAACACACCGACCCAAUCACACUACAGGAUCCUACAGUACCAGCUACGCUAUUGUGAGAAGGAGCGCGGCUCUGAGGAGAACUCCUGUCAUUUUAUGGAGAGUAAUAUCAACGAGGUCGUAUUGAGCGACUUGCGCAGGGCGACACAGUACGAAGUUCAGGUCCGCGCUCGCACCUUGGGCGGCUAUGGCAGCUUCAGUCCAGCUGUCGUCUUUCGGACCCUGCCUGACGAAGAUGAUUCCUCGUCUCCGCUGCUUGUUACCGGGAUCCUUAUAGCCAUGGGCAUGCUGCUCCUCAUCAUCGUCAUUGCUGCUGCAAUCUACUGUAUAAGGAAGCAAAGUCAUUUCAAAGAUCCAGAAAUGAGUGACAAAAAUGGCCAAUAUCUCAUGGGUCAAGGAGUGAAAGUUUACAUUGAUCCAUUCACUUAUGAAGACCCUAAUGAGGCCGUGAGAGAGUUUGCUAAGGAGAUUGAUGUCUCAUGUGUCAAAAUUGAGGAAGUUAUUGGAGCAGGCGAGUUUGGAGAAGUCUGUCGUGGACGGCUGAGGAUUCCUGGGAAGAAGGAGAACUAUGUUGCCAUUAAGACUCUUAAGGGUGGAUACACAGACAAGCAAAGGCGGGACUUCCUGUCUGAAGCCUCAAUCAUGGGCCAGUUCCAGCAUCCCAACAUUAUCCACCUGGAAGGCAUAAUAACAGCCAGCUGCCCGGUCAUGAUCCUCACUGAGUUCAUGGAGAAUGGAGCUCUGGACUCCUUCCUGAGACUCAAUGACGGCCAGUUUACUCCAAUACAGUUAGUCGGCAUGCUACGCGGCAUCGCGUCAGGAAUGAAAUAUCUCUCUGAAAUGAGCUACGUACAUCGUGAUCUUGCUGCACGGAACAUUCUCGUCAACAGUAACUUGGUCUGCAAGGUGUCUGACUUCGGUCUGUCGAGAUUCCUGCAAGAGAAUUCGUCUGAUCCUACGUACACCAGCUCACUGGGUGGUAAAAUUCCAAUCCGUUGGACGGCACCCGAGGCCAUUGCAUUCCGUAAAUUUACCUCUGCAUCAGAUGUAUGGAGUUACGGAAUUGUCAUGUGGGAAGUGAUGUCGUUCGGAGAGCGGCCAUACUGGGACAUGAGUAAUCAAGAUGUGAUUAAUGCCAUUGAGCAGGAUUACCGGCUGCCUCCUCCUCCUGACUGUCCCACUUACCUGCACCAGCUGAUGUUGGACUGCUGGCAGAAGGAGCGGACGGCACGGCCACGCUUUUCCAACAUCGUCUCAGCACUCGACAAGCUGAUUCGCAAUCCUGCCUCGCUUAAAAUCACCGCCCAAGAGGGGGCAGGACCCUCUCACCCUCUGUUAGACCAGCGUUCCCCUCUGACGCCCGCAUCCUGUGGGACAGUGGGAGACUGGCUCAGGGCCAUUAAGAUGGAGCGUUACGAGGAGAGCUUUCUACAGGCUGGGUACACGUCCAUGCAGCUGCUCGCCCACAUCACCACAGAGGAUCUGCUGCGUUUGGGAAUAACUCUGGCUGGUCAUCAGAAGAAGAUUCUGUCCAGCAUUGAGGCUCUUGGGGUUCAAAACAAAACUCCAGGAAAUGUGCUCUACUGAGUGAACCAUCCACACACACAAACGCUUGUUGAAUUGCCUAAGAACCUUCAUGUAACCUACCCACUCACAAUCAGGAACAUUUGUACUUCCUUUUUUACCGGGUCACUUAAGGAUCAAGAUGGCUUACUUGCUUCCAAGACUACCUAAAGGGAACCAGUCCAGGAACCUGUCGGAACUAUCACUGUAAUACCACUAAUAUUACAAAGCUUCAUUUGUGAUAUCAAACGGGUCUCGUAGGGAUGUUACCUCCACCAUUUCAACAUUUUUGGGAGCCACAUGAUGUAAUCCAAAAGGAAAGACUUGCUCUGACAUCAUAAUGCAAAGACAGUGAUGAAGUAUUUCCAUUUUUGCAGAGUAUUUUUCUAAAGGAGACUUUCAUACUGAAGAGACUGAAGGAGGAUAUACAGCAAAAGAUGAGAAAUAUGAUCUUUAUAAUGCAAGAAUUUGGAUACAAGUAUCAGAUUAUUAAUGAUGACUUCUUCAUCCUUCGUAUUAAGGAUGUGCUGUGCGUGAACGGACACAAACUCACACACACUAAGUGCCAAGUAAUUGGUAUUUUGUUUUUAAAAUGAUGCACUCUGUGUGUGAGUGUGUAUGUGAGCAGCAAUAAGAAAAACAAGCACAAAAGUCUUAGCACUUUUUUCUGAAGAGAAAGACAUGAAUGACGUAGAGUUUCCAUUGGUGGAUAAAAUAUGCGAAAUAUACAUGCUUAUACAAAUACACACACACACACACACACGCACACAUAGAUAUCUGCAACACUUGACUGGCACUAAAAAGAGACCAAAUAAAAGACUGUCUGCUGUUUUAUGAGUAGCCGAAAGACUCAAAACGACCUUUGAACGUGUGCCAUACUGUUUUGUUUAUUACGGGAAUGUUGUGCUGGUUUGACUCACCAACUUGAAGCUGGUGUCCAUCAUCAACUAACCACAAGUUUCAAAAGCCACCCUUUCAUACCACACGUGGGUUUAUGGAUUGGAGGAUUUGGUCUUCACAUUGGAGACCCACAAGAACAAACCAGGGACUUUUAUUCUGUUGCCUCUUGUUUUUGUAUAAAUAUAUCUUGAUUUAUGUAAAAAGAUUCAUUUUCUUUGUUAGUGUAAUCUGGGUUUCUGUUACAAUAAAAAUAUACAUUUA
Messenger RNA from Onychostoma macrolepis, 4977 nucleotides. It is a transcript of the gene ephb4a, whose product is annotated as eph receptor B4a. Gene Ontology annotation, biological process: protein phosphorylation; cell surface receptor protein tyrosine kinase signaling pathway; central nervous system projection neuron axonogenesis. Gene Ontology annotation, molecular function: ATP binding; protein binding; transmembrane-ephrin receptor activity. The transcript is spliced from 17 exons. Gene Ontology annotation, cellular component: plasma membrane; neuron projection. The record is from RefSeq and is a predicted model, not a curated record. NCBI's taxonomy places the organism in Eukaryota, Metazoa, Chordata, Actinopteri, Cypriniformes, Cyprinidae. Bases 877 to 3840 code for a protein of 987 amino acids.